Messenger RNA from Triticum aestivum (bread wheat), 963 nucleotides. Its product is annotated as expansin-like A1. Gene Ontology annotation, cellular component: extracellular region. The transcript has 3 exons. The record is from RefSeq and is a predicted model, not a curated record. NCBI's taxonomy places the organism in Eukaryota, Viridiplantae, Streptophyta, Magnoliopsida, Poales, Poaceae. Bases 5 to 532 code for a protein of 175 amino acids.
GAAGAUGGCCGUCUCUCGCUGCUCCAUCCUUCUGCUCCCGCUCCCGCUCCUCUUCCUCUGCACCCUCCCGCCGCCCGCCUCCGCAUGCGACCGCUGCAUGCACCGCACCAGAGCCGCCUGCUACGCCUCCUCUCUCACCCUCGCCGCCGGUUCCUGCCGGUACGGCGCCGCGGCCGCGUCCCUCAACGGCGACCUGCUCGCCGGGGCGGGCCCUGCCCUGUACAGACAAGGCGUCGGCUGCGGCGCGUGCUUCCAGGUGCGCUGCAAGGACGAGGAGCUCUGCGCUACCGCCGGCGUGAAGGUCGUCGUCACGGACCGUGCCAGCACGAAGACGAACGACACCGACCUCGUGCUGAGCAGCCCGGCGUUCGCCGCCAUGGCCCGCCCCGGCAUGGCUGGGCGGCUCACCAAGCUCGGCGCCGUCGACGUCGAAUACAAGAGGGUGCCGUGCGAGUACUCGGGCAAGAACCUCUCGGUGCGGGUGGAGGAUCGGAGCCGCGCGCCCGGCGAGCUGGCCAUCACGAUCCUCUAGCAGGGCGGACAGACCGACAUCGUCCAAGUCGACGUCGCGCAGGUCUGUUCGUCGUCGAGCUGGACAUCCCUGACACGCGACCACGGGCCGGCGUGGAGCACGAGCCUGGCGCCACCGGGGCCGCUGAAGCUCAGGGCGGUGGUGACCGGCGGGUACGACGGGAAGUGGGUCUCGACCGACCGGGAGGUCCUGCCGCGCCAGUGGCGCGCUGGCGAGGUCUACGACACCGGCGUCCAGAUCACCGAGAUCGCCCAAGAAGACUGCUUCCCCUGCGACACGCAGGAGUGGAAGUGAAGGGUGACGGUGGACAAACAUGCAUGAGCUGCAGCUGAGGUGUGAGACACUACUAUGUAUCAACAUAAAAUGAUAAUAAGUAAUAGAUGACGAGGCGAGGCCGUGAGCUGAAUCGCCGGACGUACAAAAUACAACAA